This is a messenger RNA of Anolis carolinensis (green anole), 2099 nucleotides long. RefSeq names its product solute carrier family 47 member 1 (gene slc47a1). Gene Ontology annotation, molecular function: antiporter activity; xenobiotic transmembrane transporter activity. The coding region runs from base 66 to 1787 and encodes 573 amino acids. NCBI's taxonomy places the organism in Eukaryota, Metazoa, Chordata, Lepidosauria, Squamata, Anolidae. The transcript has 16 exons. Gene Ontology annotation, cellular component: membrane. Gene Ontology annotation, biological process: xenobiotic detoxification by transmembrane export across the plasma membrane. The record is from RefSeq and is a predicted model, not a curated record.
AGCACGUGGCCGGGUCCCAUUCGGGGCGGGCGGCCGUUGAGGAAUGGAGGAGGCCGGGGAGGAUCAUGAGGCCCCGGGAAGAGGACGAGAACGAGGCCGGGCAAGGGCCCUCUCGCUGGGCCAGGGGCUGGAGGAGGGCCCGGCGGGGGAUGCCUCUCGGGGUCUGGCAGGAGGUGCCUGAGCUGGUCAAGAUCGGAGGCCCAGUGUUCGUGGCACAAUUGCUGGGCUUCCUGAUCAACGUGGUCAGCUCCAUCUUCUGCGGCCAUUUGGGCAAAGCCGAGCUGGACGCCGUGACCCUCGCCGUCUCGGUCAUCAAUGUCAUCGGCAUCUCCAUCGGCACGGGCUUGGCCUCGGUCUGUGACACGCUCAUGACCCAGACCUACGGCAGCCGCAACAUGAAGCGGGUGGGCACCAUCCUGCAGCGGGGCAUCCUGAUCCUGCUCCUCUUCUGCUUCCCCUGCUGGGCCGUCUUCCUCAACGCCGAGCGCAUCCUCCUCCUCUGCCGACAGGACCCCGAGGUCUCCCGGUUAACCCAAGUUUAUGUGAUGAUAUUUAUUCCUGCUCUCCCAGCAGCGUUCAUCUACCAGCUACAGAUCCGAUAUCUGCAGAGUCAGGCCAUCCUCCUGCCCCAGGUGAUCACCGGUGUGGUGGCCAACAUCCUGAACAUCAUCAUGAAUGCCGUCUUCCUCUACACCUUCGAUCUCGGCGUAGUGGGCUCAGCCUGGGCAAAUACGCUCUCCCAAAACUUGCAACCGCUGCUCCUUUUCCUUUAUGUUUGGUGGAAAAAGAUACACAAGAAAACAUGGGGAGGCUGGGGGUGGGACUGCCUGCAGGAGUGGGGGGGCUUCCUGCGCCUGGCGCUGCCCAGCAUGCUGAUGAUGUGCAUUGAGUGGUGGACCUUCGAAAUCGGGAGCUUCCUCACCGGAAUGAUCAGCGUCGUGGAGCUGGGCGCCCAGUCCAUCAUUUUCGAACUGGCCACCAUCGCCUACCUGCUACCCCAAGGCAUGAGCGUUGCGUCUGGGGUCCGGGUGGGGAACGCUUUAGGGGCCGGUGAUGCAGCACAAGCCAAGACGUCGUGCAUCACAGGCCUCCUCUGCUCUGGCGUCUUUGCGGUAAUCUUUGCAGGACUCUUGGCGGCCAUCAGAAACGUGGUAGCCUACAUUUUCACCAGCGACAAAGAGAUUGUGGCCUUGGUCUCCAAAGUCAUGAAGAUCUUUGCUCCCUUCCACCUCUUCGACGCGAUAGCCGCCACCUGCGGAGGGGUUCUGAGAGGCGCCGGGAAGCAAAAGGUUGGAGCUAUCGCCAACGCGGUCGGCUACUACGUCGUCGGCUUUCCCAUCGGCAUCACCCUCAUGUUCAAAUACGGCCUGGGAGUCAUGGGUCUCUGGACCGGGCUGAUUGUCUGCAUCUCCUUGCAAGCUGUUUCCUUUCUGGUGGUCGUCCUGCGGAUGGAUUGGAAGAAAGCCGCCGAAGAGGCCCAGAUCCGGGCGGGAUUGGGGAUCCGGCUGCAGGGCGAGGCGGAGGAGGAGACAGCAACUGGCAAAGCUGUGCCUUUAGCCUACUUGGCCACUGAAACAAGUGUCCCCAAUGGCGCCGCCUUCGUGGGCUUGGGCCCUGACGACGGCGGGGCUCCGUCCGCACACCAGCUGCUCCCCUCCGAGGAUCUACCGGAUUUCGCCGUCUUGUCCGGGAAGCAGCUCUUGGUCCGGCGGGGGCUGGCUGUGGCCUUGGCCGUGGGCCUUUUGAUCGCAGGGAUCCUCACCCGCUUCCUGCUGGACGGCCGGUAGGAGGAGCAGAAAAGAUCCCGUCGGGUUCUUCAGAUUGCAAGGAGGGAUCACCCAGGAUUCCUUUGCCAGAACCUUGUUGAAAGGUUGGGAUCCUUCCAUUAAUGGGAUCCGGCAAGAAGACAUCUAUUUCCCAUUGUAUUCCUUCCAUUGAUGGGACCCUUCCAUUCAUCAGAUCCUUCAAUGUGUGGGAUCUUUUCAUUGAUGGGAUCCACCAAGAGGAAAUAUGAAUAUUUCCCCCUCUAUUCCUCCCUCCACCAGUUUUGUAAUUCUUUAUUUUACAGGGUUUUUACAAAUAAAAUUGGUUUUCUGACA